Molecule: messenger RNA, 2798 nt
Organism: Trichechus manatus latirostris (Florida manatee)
Lineage: Eukaryota; Metazoa; Chordata; Mammalia; Sirenia; Trichechidae
Gene: LDB2
Product: LIM domain binding 2
Exons: 8
Coding region: 338-1279 (313 amino acids)
Biological process (GO): nervous system development; negative regulation of transcription by RNA polymerase II; positive regulation of transcription by RNA polymerase II
Cellular component (GO): nucleus; transcription regulator complex
Molecular function (GO): LIM domain binding
Source: RefSeq, a predicted model, not a curated record
UCUUCCUCCCCUCCCUUCCUCCCCACCAGCCUCCCUCCCUCCCUCUCUGGAGCCCCUGCUCACCCUCCCGCCUCUCCCGUGCUCUCUCUCCUUCCUCCCUCCCUCCUCUCCCGCUCUCCCUCGUCUCUCUCGCUUUAGACGGCCCCCACAGCAGUUCCCAGCCAGUGUGCUCAGGCUGCUUGCCUGCCUGCCUGCUCUGUGUGUGUGUGUGCGCGCGCGUGUGUGUGUGAGUGUGUGUGUGCGUGCGUCUACUUUGUACUGCGAAGAACACAGCCCAUGUGCUCUGCAUGGACGUUCCUGCUACUCUGUUGAGCUUGAUUCUCGACAAGCAGGCAAGAUGUCCAGCACGCCACAUGACCCCUUCUAUUCUUCUCCUUUCGGCCCAUUUUAUAGGAGACAUACACCCUACAUGGUGCAGCCAGAGUACCGAAUCUAUGAGAUGAAUAAGAGACUGCAGUCUCGCACCGAGGAUAGUGACAACCUCUGGUGGGACGCAUUUGCCACUGAGUUUUUUGAAGAUGAUGCCACAUUAACCCUUUCAUUUUGUUUGGAAGACGGACCAAAGCGAUACACUAUCGGCAGGACCCUCAUCCCCCGUUACUUUAGCACUGUGUUUGAAGGAGGGGUGACUGACCUCUAUUACAUUCUCAAACACUCGAAAGAGUCAUACCACAACUCGUCCAUCACGGUGGACUGCGACCAGUGUGCCAUGGUCACCCAGCACGGGAAGCCCAUGUUUACCAAGGUAUGUACAGAAGGCAGACUGAUCUUGGAGUUCACCUUUGAUGAUCUUAUGAGAAUAAAAACAUGGCACUUUACCAUUAGACAAUACAGAGAAUUAGUCCCAAGAAGCAUUCUAGCCAUGCAUGCACAAGAUCCUCAGGUCCUGGAUCAGCUGUCCAAAAACAUCACCAGGAUGGGGCUAACAAAUUUCACCCUCAACUACCUCAGGUUGUGUGUAAUACUGGAGCCAAUGCAGGAACUGAUGUCGAGACAUAAAACCUACAACCUCAGUCCGCGCGACUGCCUGAAGACCUGCUUGUUCCAGAAGUGGCAGCGGAUGGUGGCGCCCCCAGCAGAACCCACAAGGCAACCGACCACCAAGCGGAGAAAAAGAAAAAACUCCACCAGCAGCACUUCCAACAGCAGCGCUGGGAACAACGCCAACAGCACUGGCAGCAAGAAGAAGACACCAGCCGCAAACCUGAGUCUGUCCAGUCAGGUACCUAUUGCUAGCAUUGCUCAUUCUCCGGUGUCAGGCUGCCCACUAAGGACAUAAACUCGGGUGGUUGGUACACAGCAGGAGGCGAUGUUUAUUUCCUGUAGAAAUCAGAUAUGCCUCUCGUCCCUCCCCCACCCGACAUCGACACUUGACCCCAUUGUACAUUACACAAGUGUGUCUGUCCUAGCUUCCCCGACUCCUCCCACGAUUUUUUUACGCUGCACUUCUCUCUUCCAAGGUUUCCCUGUAAUAAUGUCAGCUGCUGUUCACAGGACGUGAUGGUGGUAGGAGAGCCAACUCUGAUGGGAGGAGAGUUUGGGGACGAGGACGAAAGGCUAAUCACUAGAUUAGAAAACACGCAGUAUGAUGCGGCCAACGGCAUGGACGACGAGGAGGACUUCAACAAUUCCCCCGCCCUGGGGAACAACAGCCCUUGGAACAGUAAACCGCCUGCCACUCAAGAGACCAAAUCAGAAAACCCCCCACCCCAGGCUUCCCAAUAAGAACAUCUGCAUCCAAAUCCACUCUCAGUAGGCCAGUGGGUCAGAAUUACUGUUCCAGGUCUUUAUUUACAGGAGAGAAAAGACGAGAAAUACACAAACUUUUCCACGCAAAUACUUAUUUCUAAACCACAACAAUCUGAUUCUCUUUCUUUCACUUUUUUCUCCUUUAAUUGAAAGGAUCGUUCCAAAUAAGCUUCUGUGACCCUACCUUGGAGGCUUUCGCAGGUAAUACAGAUACUGGCACUGAUUGUAAUUCAAGCAAGCAAAUGCUAGUGCAGCUCCUGGCACGUUUUUAAUACCACGUUUGUGUUGAAUAUCCUUUUCACGCAUUCAGCGAAGGCCAUAUUGUCCAUAAGCCCUCAGUGCUCAGGACCUCAUUAAUUAUGCUGAUGACUUUUUAAUAUUGUAAAAUAUUUUCUGCUUUUUGACUUGCAUCUGAAGGUUUCUUGUUUCAGUAAAAAAUGAAAAGAAAAAAAAAUCCACUUUUGGAAAGUAAUUUCAAUGUACUUUUCUUUCCUCUUACUCAAGUUUUCUUUCAUUGGGUAACAGCUAAAAGGGCCCAGUGAGGAAAUUUAUGGGCAAGCUGAUGUCAGUUGGCUCUUGAGUAAUUUAGCCCGAGAGCUGAAACAAGAAAUGUCUUUUUGUCAUCAAAGACACAAAGGCAGAUUUUUAUGUGAAGAAAGACACUUGGCCCCUGGAGAAUUUAUGCAUUUGUAAAAUUGCUGUUGAUCCAAAUAUUUUCAAGCCAUGUAAUCCAUUAAUUUUGUGGGCAGUUUCAUAAAUCUGAAACUUUUUUUUGUUUUAAUUGUAUUUGAGUUGACUGUUCUUUCUUUUCAUAGUAUAUUUCUUGUAUAAUAUUUUGUAAAGCCCUCAGCUGGUUCUUUUAUGGGGACUUUUCUUUUUUGGGCAAUUCCAGUGUAUUUAUGUGAAACUUUAUAAGAGAACUAAUUUUUCCAUUUGCAUAUUAAUAUGUUCCUCUACACAUGUAAAGACACAGUGGCUCCGUGUGUUAUCGAACAGCUGUAUUUUAUGUAUGCUUUACUGAUAAGUGUGCCAGUAAUAAACUGUGUUAA